GAACGCUGGGCUCUCUCUCGCAAUGCUCCCCUGAAACCGAUGUGAUUGCGCAAGUCGCGCAAGAGCAUCUCGUUGAACAAAAGGAGCUCUUUUUUCAAGAUCUACAAUCAAAAUUGAUCCUUUUCCCUUCUUCUGCAGACUAAAAAAGUCGUCUUUCAGAUUCCCUAAAACAUGGGGAAAGGAGCAGGGUGUAUGCCCAGCAAGCACCGCCCGCCGGCGGGAGCCACGGAGUCCUCCUCAACUGCCGUCAAAUUUGUCGCGCCGGUUGCCACCGAAGAGCGCAGUGUUGAUUUCAAUGCACUCAAUAACACUCCUCCUCCUCCCGCAGAAAUCAAAUUGAAGAUCUUUAUAGUGUUCUACUCCAUGUACGGGCACGUGGAGAGCCUGGCGAGGAGGAUGAAGAAGGGGGUGGACGAGACGGAGGGCACGGAGGGAUUGCUUUAUCGUGUUCCCGAGACGCUUUCUGAGGAGGUGUUGGGAAUGUUGAAGGUGCCGCUGAAAGAAGGGGAUAUUCCGGUGAUAACCGCCGGGGAGCUCGCGGAGGCGGAUGGGAUUCUGUUUGGGUUUCCGACGAGAUUUGGGAGCAUGGCUGCGCAGAUGAAGGCUUUCUUUGAUAGUACGGGGGAGUUGUGGAAGGAGCAGAGGCUGGCUGGGAAGCCUGCAGGGUUCUUCGUCAGUACUGGAACUCAGGGAGGAGGACAGGAAACCACCGCCGGCGGCAGAUCGGCCACCGAGGCGGAGCUUCAGCUUGCGGAACACCAAGGAAAAUAUAUGGCCUCCAUUGUCAAGAAGAUAGCUCAGUCUUCUCCCAAGCAAUAA
Molecule: messenger RNA, 819 nt
Organism: Phalaenopsis equestris
Lineage: Eukaryota; Viridiplantae; Streptophyta; Magnoliopsida; Asparagales; Orchidaceae
Product: NAD(P)H dehydrogenase (quinone) FQR1-like
Molecular function (GO): NAD(P)H dehydrogenase (quinone) activity; FMN binding
Source: RefSeq, a predicted model, not a curated record